Molecule: messenger RNA, 1030 nt
Organism: Conger conger (European conger)
Lineage: Eukaryota; Metazoa; Chordata; Actinopteri; Anguilliformes; Congridae
Product: polyubiquitin-like
Exons: 1
Coding region: 8-472 (154 amino acids)
Biological process (GO): protein ubiquitination; modification-dependent protein catabolic process
Cellular component (GO): cytoplasm; nucleus
Molecular function (GO): protein tag activity; ubiquitin protein ligase binding
Source: RefSeq, a predicted model, not a curated record
CCUGGUCAUGGAGCUGACGAUCACAUUCCUCAAUGGGAAAAGUUUCCCACUCACCGCGCCGCUUCACACUACUGUCAGACAGCUGAAGUCCAUGAUCCAGGAGUGCGAGCAGGUGCCCAGCGCAAAGCAGCGGCUGAGUACGCAGAACGGCAGCAGGAUCGACCUCAAAGACGACUCGAGGACGCUGCAGGACUACGGUCUACAUUCGGGAUGCACAGUCGUCGUGCUGAUUACACAGUCCUAUCAAGUGCUUCUGAAAAAUGAUAAGAACGUGACGCACACAUACGACGUCGCCCCGGGAGAGACCGUCGAUCAGUUCAAGGUCAAGGUGGAAAACAAGGAGGGCGUCCUUGUCCAGCAACAGUGGCUGGUCUACGGAGGCAAGACGCUGGAGGAUGGCCAAAAACUGGAGGAUUACGGGAUAAAAAGAGGGAGCACCACCCAUCUCUUGCUGCGCGUGAGAGGGGGCUGAACGUGAUGGACUGCGCCAAGCUUUAAGCAUUUUAGAGAUUAUUUUUAAUAAUGUACUGAAUCGGUGAAAAUUCUGAACAAUCGGGAUAAGAAAUUGUUAUAUUGAAGACUCAAUAAAGGGGACCACACUGAACUACCUUGAUUUUACUUUUCGGUUGUGUUUAAUUGAUACUUUUGCUGAUGAUACACAAAAUAGUUUGUAUCUCAUGAAUAUUCUGUAUUGUAUAAUAUGUUGAAGUGUUAAAGGUGAAUAUGCAAGGAUGCUGUCUAUGUUACAAAGGCCACGAUUGGUACAACCCUCUGUCAUAGAUGCAAAAUGUUAAAGUUCCCAAAACUAUUUUUUCCUUCGAGAUGUACUGUAUGGAACUUAUAAUGCCUAUUAUACUACUAUAAUAUACAUGUACUUAUGUAUUCAUGCAAUUGUAUUGUAAUGACUGUAUUGUAAUGGUCUCGUGACUGUUAUGCUGCCACUCUGUCUUGGCUAGGUCUCAUUUGUAAAAUAAGUUUUAAUCUCAAUGCGACUUCCUAGUCAAAUAAAGGUAUAUGGGUUUACAAAAAA